AAGCCGAAAUCUCAACCGAAAGAAUUGAAGAUCGAUACUUCAAUAAAAUUUGGGGAUCAACUAUUACUAAUUGACCAAUUCCCCGACUCUCCUUCGACUGCAUACUCCAAAUCUCCUACCAUAUAUUCCAAUUCUCCCACAGUAUACUCCAAAUCUCCUUCUAUAACAUACUCCAAAUCUCCUUCUACGCACUCCAAAUCCUCAUCUACACACUCCAAAUCUUCAUCUACACACUCCAAAUCUCCCUCCAUCACAUACUCUAAAUCUCCUUUAUUUUCACGGCAAGCAGGAACCGAUAUAAAAUUUAUCAUCCCACCGGAAAUUUUUAUAGAAAUAUGUUUGCAUCUUCCCCCACAAGAUCUCUAUUCACUCUCGACAGUAUGUAAAUACUUUCGGGAAAUUUUAUGGUCGACUUCGACGGCGACACAAACCAUUUGGAAACGUUCUAGGAUCCAACAUUUGUCGUAUCCGAGAUUACCUCCUCCUUUUGACAUGUCAGAACAAGAAUAUAUUUGGUUGACUUUACUGCCCAAAAUUUGUCAAUUUUGUUCUAAACCUUAUAAACAAUGCUUGUAUGAUGUCUGGCCAUCAAGAAUUGUGAGUUGUGAAUCGUGUUUUCGUAAAAAUACCAUUCAUACCAU
Messenger RNA from Acaulospora morrowiae, 641 nucleotides. Lineage: Eukaryota; Fungi; Glomeromycota; Glomeromycetes; Diversisporales; Acaulosporaceae. The record is from the annotation of a GenBank genome assembly.